UUGUUUCGGUCACGUGACGCGGUAGCCUACGAAGAUGGUGGAAGUUUCUUCUUCCUCGAAGUGAAACCCCGACUGAAACCUAAACAUCCUGUUGGUUGAGGGCUGAGAGGAAAUUGAAACGUUAUUAAAAACCUUUUCUUCCUCAAAUCUCGGGUCCUUUUCCCAGCCCUAUGUCAUGGCCAGUGGAGUCACCAAGUCAGGCACUUCCAAUGGCUAUCCUAUGAAAGGACAGUUGCAAAUUAUUGUGCUCUCGGCUAAACUAAAGGAAAACAAGAAGAACUGGUUUGGUCCCAGUCCUUACGUGGAAGUUUCAGUUGAUGGCCAGUCCAAAAAAACUGAGAAGUGCAACAACACCCACAGCCCCAAAUGGAAGCAGCCUCUCACUGUGAUCGUGACUCCAUUCAGCAAACUAGUGUUUCGCGUUUGGAGCCACCAGACCCUGAAGUCCGAUGUGUUGCUGGGCAUGGCCACACUGGACGUCAGCGACACUCUCAAGUCCAACGACAUGAAAAUUUCUGAGGUGGUGCAGACCUUGCAACUGUGUGCUGACAGAGACCAGUCAGAUGUGGUGGGAGACCUUUCUGUCUGCCUCGAUGGCAUGACUGUUGACCCUGAAAUGUUUGCCUCGGCUGAAGCUGAUCACCACACCACAUCAAAUGGAGAAUCACAGCCUAAUGGGGAUUUUACUAUAAGACACAGUCGAGACAGUUCUCCAGCUGUGGAUGGCGUAGAGCACAGAUCCUCUCCCAGCUCCCAGAGGACAGCGAACAGCAAAGGGUCUCCAUCAGUGGGUGCGAGGCCUCUCCGACCACCGAGGCCCUCCAGACCUCCCCCCCCAACGCCUCGCAGACCCACCUCCUCACCAGCAUUUUCUAGCAAUGGCUCUGCUCCAGCAGACAGUAGUGAAGGCCAGUCAGCUCCUGAUACGCCAGUGCAAACACCAGCCUCAGGACCCUCAUCGGCACCCGAUUCAAGUCCAUCUACAGGCCCUGACAGAAAUUCCUCACUGGCUUCUGGAGCUGCAGCAACCAGACAGCCAACCAGCAGCAUCACCCCUGUUGUUACUCCCAGAGUCCCGGCAGUCAACGCUGGACCAAUACCCCCUGGAUGGGAGCAGAGGGUGGAUCAAAAUGGCAGGCUGUACUAUGUUGAUCAUGUGGAAAAGAGAACAACUUGGGAACGCCCUGAACCGCUUCCCCACGGAUGGGAGCGUCGUCUUGAUCAGAUGGGGCGGGUCUACUUUGUUGAUCACAUCACACGAACCACUACAUGGCAGCGCCCCACUAUGGAGACAGUGCGUAAUUAUGAGCAGUGGCAGCACCAGCGCAGCCAGCUGCAGGGUGCCAUGCAGCAGUUUAACCAGAGGUUCAUAGUUGGGGCACAAGACCAAGUUGCAGCCACUCAGAAUAAGGAGUUUGAUCCUCUUGGGCCCCUUCCACACGGAUGGGAAAAGAGAACGGACACCAAUGGCAGAGUUUAUUAUGUACAUCAUCCCACCCGUUCAACACAGUGGGAGGACCCUCGAACACAGGGCUUAUUGAAUGAGAAGCCACUUCCAGAAGGCUGGGAGAUGAGGUUCACUGUAGAUGGCAUUCCUUAUUUUGUCGACCACAACAGGAGAACCACAACCUACAUUGAUCCACGUACCGGAAAAUCCUCACUAGAAAAUGGACCACACAUCACCUAUGUUCGAGACUUCAAAGCCAAAGUUCAGUACUUCAGAUUCUGGUGCCAGCAACUGUCACUGCCGCAACACAUCAAGAUCACGGUAACCAGAAAAACCCUGUUUGAGGACUCCUUCCAGCAGAUAAUGAGCUUCAAUGCUCAGGAUCUACGUAGAAGGUUGUGGAUCAUCUUUCCUGGAGAGGAGGGCCUUGACUAUGGUGGUGUUGCAAGGGAGUGGUUCUUCCUGUUGUCCCAUGAGGUUUUGAAUCCGAUGUACUGCCUGUUCGAAUAUGCUGGUAAAGAUAACUACUGUCUCCAGAUCAACCCUGCCUCCUACAUCAACCCCGACCACCUCAAGUAUUUCAAGUUCAUAGGACGAUUUAUUGCCAUGGCACUUUUCCAUGGAAAGUUCAUCGACACUGGUUUCUCACUGCCAUUUUACAAGCGCAUCCUCAACAAGCCGUUGGCCCUCAAAGACCUGGAGUCAAUAGAUCCUGAGUUCUACAACUCCCUCAUGUGGAUCAAGGACAACGACAUCGAGGAGUGUGGCCUGGAGAUGUUCUUCUCUGUUGACAAGGAGAUCCUUGGGGAAAUCACCACCCAUGAGCUGAAACCAGGAGGAGGUGACAUCCAAGUCACAGAGGAGAACAAGGAGGAGUACAUCAGGCUGGUAGCAGAGUGGCGACUGUCCAGAGGAGUGGAAGAGCAGACGCAAGCUUUCUUUGAAGGUUUCAAUGAGGUUCUUCCUCAGCAGUACCUGCAGUACUUUGAUGCUAAAGAGUUAGAGGUGAUGCUGUGUGGUAUGCAGGAGAUCGACCUUGCAGACUGGCAAAGAAACACCAUCUACAGACACUAUGCUCGUAACAGUAAACAGAUCAUGUGGUUCUGGCAGUUCAUCAAAGAGAUGGAUAAUGAAAAGCGGAUGAGGCUGCUGCAGUUUGUCACUGGUACCUGUCGUCUGCCUGUAGGAGGCUUUGCUGACCUCAUGGGAAGCAACGGUCCUCAAAAGUUCUGUAUUGAGAAGGUGGGAAAAGAAAACUGGCUUCCCAGGAGUCACACAUGCUUCAAUAGACUGGACUUGCCGCCCUACAAGAGCUAUGAGCAACUAAAAGAGAAGUUGAUGUUCGCCAUCGAAGAGACGGAAGGAUUUGGGCAGGAGUGAAAGGAUGAGAAGUUUAAGAAGUUAAAAACCAUCGUGUUAAGAUCUGGGAGCGUCUGCAGACUAUGCAGGUGUUUUGGGGAGUUUGUACUGAUGCAGGCAUGUACCUGUAUGUACAUCUGGUGCACUGCUAGUGUUGUCAGCAUGUAGUUGGGAUUUAGACAUCUGCUCUGCUCACUUAGCUGAUGUGUACAAGAAAAACUUUGCAUUCUUUUAAACCAAAAUGUAGAAGCUGCCCCUGUCUCUGAGAAUGUGCGGUAAAUUAUGCAUGAGUCCCUGAAACCUCACCUUUCUAAGACUGACCUGCUUAACAGAACUACAGCAGUUUCUCACCCAAACAUGUGUUAUAACUGGGUGGUCUGGGGCCGACGGCCAUAAUCUGUGAGAAGGAGCACUGGUUCCAGCAGCAAUAGUAUUACACUUUAAAAUCAAAUUAAGAGGUUGUGUUUUUAUUAUUAUUAUUAUUAUUUUUAAUGGGGUUAAACUGCACCAAAAAGCAAAUUAUGUUGCAUAGAAAGAGACCCUGAACUAAUGAUUAAAGUAGAUAUUUUUUAAAACAAACAAUAACACAUAACUUUUGCAAAUGUUCCAAAAUUAACGCUUAAAUAACAGACAAUCUUGGUGCUUUGAUGAGUUUUGGUAUACACGCCUGUUUUGUGCUCCGGGUUAUAUAGUGUUUGAUCUGUGAAUCGAUUAAUGAUUGUGAAAAGUGUUGUUGCCUCCAUUAUUUGUAGUGAUGGUGGAAAAUGUGGAACACAGCAUGAGCUGACCCUAGUUUUAUAGGGCCACACUGCACACGGUGAUGUGGGUCAUUGGGACAUUAUGGAUUAGAGUAUUCUGGAAGAAUUGUAAAGAUCUUUAUCUCAGCUUUAACAUUUUAGACAUUUUGUUGUUUAGUUUACAGAAAGGUUUGGAUUAAAACAGGAUCCUAAGGAAAUGCUUAAUGAUUAAAUCAUUACUUUAAAGUGAGUGAAAUCACCAAAACCAAGUCUAACCAAAUCAAAUAAAUUUUAAAUCAAAACAAAUUAUUUCAAUGCAUUCUUGCCAAAAAAAAAAAAAAAAAAAAAAAUCCGAAAUAAACAAUUUACCUCUGGUUAAUUUUAGUCAGCAGUUUUUAUGAAAUUCUGAGACACAUGGUUAAACAUGUUUUUUAUAAUAGAAGAUAUAUUUAAGAUAUGAUUUAAGGUAAAGAUUAUGUCUGCUUUCACUGAUUAAAGGUCCCAAGUACAGAUUAUUUUAACAGAUUGCUUUAUGGAUUACUGAUAUUUGUCCAUAAACAAACCAAUGAGGAGCGUGUAUAGAAGUGUCUUUAUAACCACUAAUGCUUGUUUGGUCUAGUUGGCCAGCAGCAGAGUUUGAGGUGAUCAAGCUAACAUAUCAACUAAAACACCAGUUUUUUUUUCUUCUUCUUCUUCUUUUGUUGAAGUGCCAUUUUUGAUUUGACACUAAAGCAGCAGGUGUGGUAGCUGUGUAACAUUGGUUUCAGGUAGCAUUAUUCUGACCAAGCACAGCACUUUUCUUUACUCAGAGCAGUCCCGAUUGCUGGUGCCUCUUAGUCCUCUUGUUUUCACAUGCAUAUUGAGAUGGUGUUGGGUACAGUAUCAGUCAUUAGCUGUCAGUUAGCCUUACUCCCACCCUUAAGCAUCGGGUGUCCUUUUUAGCAACUUGAGGCAGAGAUGAUUGGCUGCAGGUUGUUUAGCUUCGACUCUGGUUAGUUAAUCUUAACUCUACUGUGCAGAAGUAACCAGAUCAAAAUGAGUGUUUAGAAGCAGCUGCACCAGUGUCAGAGACUGUGAGACUUGAGCUGGGGACUCACUGAAUGUAUCAGGAUGAAAAAUUGAUCGGUCAAGUUUGUCACCCCUGAUGCAGGCUGUAGUUUAACCUUAUGGGUUUCUCACACUUUGACAUAGUUACUGAGCAAAUAUGCAAAUAUCAUUAAGCAUUGCUCCUUUUGUGCAUUUUCUUUUCCAGAAUCCUCCAAAUCCAACUAAACCACUGUCACUCCUGUAAAUGAUACGAAGUUGUAAAUGGUGUCAAUAACAAAUUUUCUUUUAUAAGAGAGAGGUUUUAAUAAGAAGUUUACGGUAAUGCUCUAUUUUCUUUUCCCUGUUUAAUUGCUGAUGUACAUGAAGAUAAUGUAAUAUAGAAAUUGUCACCUUAAUAAAUUAAAAUGAAAAAUG
Molecule: messenger RNA, 5004 nt
Organism: Melanotaenia boesemani (Boeseman's rainbowfish)
Lineage: Eukaryota; Metazoa; Chordata; Actinopteri; Atheriniformes; Melanotaeniidae
Gene: itchb
Product: itchy E3 ubiquitin protein ligase b
Exons: 24
Coding region: 176-2827 (883 amino acids)
Biological process (GO): protein K48-linked ubiquitination; protein K29-linked ubiquitination; protein K63-linked ubiquitination
Molecular function (GO): protein binding; ubiquitin protein ligase activity
Source: RefSeq, a predicted model, not a curated record